Caenorhabditis angaria is the source of this 5033-nucleotide messenger RNA. NCBI's taxonomy places the organism in Eukaryota, Metazoa, Nematoda, Chromadorea, Rhabditida, Rhabditidae. The record is from the annotation of a GenBank genome assembly.
AUGGUGAGCUCUAUCUAUCUAAAAAUCUCCAAAAACCUUCAAAUUUUGCAGAUUCACCCAAAAAUUAAACAAAAAAAGCAAAAAAUCAAAUUAGCAGAAACGGAAAAAAAUCGCGCAAAACAAAUCGAACUCGAUGUGAAAUUCGGCUAUGAUCGAAAAUUGGACGAGACUGAAACUUGUUCGACUGAAAGUACUACAACUAAUCGGGAUGAUAUAUUUGCGGAAGAAGGAGAUAUGGAUAUGGAAGUUGUUGAAGCGAAAAGUCCGAAAAUGUUGAAAGAAGCGGAUCCGAAAAGAGUUGAAACUGAAGAAUUAGAACAACAGAUCAAGAAUCAAAAUUAUGCUGAUCAUGAUGAUCGAUCCAAUUUAUUUAUGUUUCUUUCAACAUCAACAGAUUAUCUAAAUAUGGUUCAUUUCUCGAUUUAUUAUCAACAAAAUGGCGGUUUCUAUAGUCUUCUCCCCUAUUUAUUGUCUAUAAUAUUAUUCUCAUUUCCUGUGAGCAUUUUCGAAGUUUCAUUGGCUCAAUUCUCAAGUCUUUCGCUAUUUUCACUUUUCCAUCAUUUGGCUCCGAUUUUGAGUGGAAUUCCGACGUUGAUUUUUAUCGCAAGGCUAUUGUAUUUUUCGCAUGUUGCAUUGCGACCGAAAAUAUUCGAUUUUGUUUAUAGAUUGUUUUAUAGUGGAUUGAGUGGAGAUAUGGAUUGGAUGUUUUGCACGAAAAUUGAUGGAACGUGUGAGUUUCAAGGGGGUUAGAGACGCAGAGAAGCUAGAGAGCUAGAGACGCAGAAAAAACACUAGAGUAAAAGAUUCAGAAGAUUAGAUAGCUAAAUUUUCAGGCAAAAAAUAGGCCAAAAAACAUGAUUUUCAGGUCCGGAAGAGCCCCUAGACUAGAAAAACUAGAUUUCUAGGCUUCUGGGCCAAAAAUAGGCCUAAUACAAAAUUUUGUAGUUCGGAGAAGCCUCCGGGCCAAAAAUAGGACCCAAAACUCGUUUUUGAUGUCCGGAAGCCUAUAGAUCAAGAAAACUAGAUUUUCAGGCUUCUAGGUCAAAAAUAGGCCUGAAAACAAGUUUUUCGGACGCAGAUUAAUUUCUAGAAAAAAAACGUUUGUCAAUAGGGCGCAUUUUUGCUAUUUUCAUUGAAAAAACUAAGUUUUUUAGCUCUCAAACCUCAAAUUUUUUCAAAAGCCCAAAAAACCCACUGUUCCUCCAGUUUUCCUCGAAAUGCAUAAUCAUUCGACCAAUUUCUCUGACGAUUUUCCUGUAAUAAAGUACAUUUUUUCAUAAAAUAGCAUUUUUAGCAGCAGUUUUCGUGGAAAACUAUCAAAAAUCAACUGAAAAAAUGAAAAAUUUUCGAAAAAAAACAAAAAAAUAAAAGUAGAAAUGGAAGUGCGCCCCAUUGAUAAAAAGCAUGUCUCGCACUCUCUCAAAAACGUGUUGUGUUUCGUCGCAACUGUUUUAUUUUUUUCAAACUUUUUUUUUUUCACAAAAAACCUCCAUUUUCCAGCCUGCUUCGAUCCAUCGCAAAAAUGCGCAAUCAACGAAGAUCAAGUGUUCGGAAAAUGCACUCGAUCUCCCGAUUCUCAAACAAUCGAAUCAUAUCCCGAAUUACUUCGCCAGCAAUACUCACAAAUCCACUUUUCCAAAUAUUCCGCUUUCACCGGAACACAAUUAUUCAGUUUGACAACUGAUAUGGAUACACCUUCUGGUUUAGGCAGCACUUUUAUAUAUUUGGUGAUUCUGGGAAUCGGAUUUAUAAUUGGAUACAAGAAGAUAUCAAAAAUAUCAGCACUUUUGAUAAUUUUACCAAUUAUUGGAGUUUUGCCAGUCACUUAUCAUGUUAUGAAAAAUGGUGAUUUUGAGAUAUUCGAAUUGAUGGAAACGCAUAAUCAGUUUGGAAAGCUUUUCAAUUGGGAAACGUGGUUUUUGGGAUUUGUUGAGGCUUUUGCUACUGCUCAAGUUGGAAAAGGAACACUUUUGACGUUUGGAAGCAAGGUUAAAUUUCGGCAUAAUUUUUUGAAGUAAGUUUGGAAUCCUGGGGAGGGGCUGAUCCUUGAAAAUCGAAUUUUCUAGGGGUGGCUGCUUGAGAACUAGGGUAUCUAGGAUCGCUAACUGAGUAUUCAAGCUUUCAAGGCGUGAGCCCUUGGCAGAGUGAGCCUCUAGGAGCAAAACCUAAAAAUACAGGUUCUCAAGGCGUGGCUGCUUGAAAACUAGGGUUUCUAGGAUUGACUGCUUGCCAUAGUGGAUGUCUAGAAGCCGCCUCUUUACGGUUUUGGUUUCAAGGGUUGGCUACUUGACAACCCGGUUUUCUAGGGUCGGCCACUUGGCAAUACGGUUCUCAAGCCUUGACAGAGUGAAUACUUGACAGAGUGAAUAUCUAUGAGCGGGUCCUAGGAAAUUAGGUUCUCAAGGCACGGCUACUUGCCAAUCAGGUUCUCAAGGCGCGACUCCUUGUCAGAGUGAAUCUCUAGGAGCGGGUCCUAGAAAAUUAAGUUCUCAAGGCGCGGCUGCUUGACAACCUGGUUUUCUAGGGUCGACUGCUCGAAAACUAGGAUCUCUAGGCGCGGCUGCUUGAGAUUCAGGUUAUCUAGACGCGUCCACUUGUCAUAUAGGCUAUCAAGGCUAGACUUCUUGCAACAGUGGACCUCGCAAGUCCUAGAAAAUUAGGUUCUCAAGGCUCGACUGCUUAACCUGGUUUUCUAGGGUCGGCCACUUGUCAUAUAGGCUUUCAAGGGGCGAAUGCUUGAGAGCUAGACUUUCUAGGAUCAGCUACUUGACAUAGAAGUUCUCAAGGCGUGACUACUUGUUGAAUAGGCUCUCAAGACACGGCUUCUUGAUAACUAGAAUUUCUAGCAUCGACUCCUUGUCAUAUAGACUGUCAAGGCGCAACUACUUGCCAAAAACAAUAUAUUUUUGCAGAGAUAUGAUAAGUGCCACCCUAUUCGGAGUUGCUUAUCGCCUAUAUUAUCUCAUGACCCUUCUACCACUCUACUAUUCGUGCCAAAAUCUGAUUUAUCCCCACAAAACCGAUCCAUUCGACGAAAAUGCGGAGCGAAAUGAGUUGGUCGAACUGUUGUAUUAUGGAUUACCGAUUUUGGAUAGCCAAUAUGAGAGACAAUAUUUUGUUUUGGUUGCUCUUUUUUUUGCAACAAUUCAUUUAGCGAUCAUCGCGGAGACUGUAAGUUUUAGGGGAUUUUUUAAAAAAAUUUCCAAUUUUUUCUUUCCUUCAGAUGAUAACCUUCGAGAUUUUCAAAUCUUGCAUUUAUUGGAUCUUUCCCCGAUUAUCUUUUAUGAAUAAUAAAAUAUCAGUGACCAUAAUCUCGAUAUUUUUUGCAUCCCUGGCUAUGAUUAACGAAUUAUUUUCGCUCGAAGUUUCAAAAACACCAAGUGGAGAUUAUGAUACGUUAAGAAAUCAAUAUAAUUGGUCGAGAAUUUCGUGUGCUUAUAUAUCGUGUAUUUUGACGAUUUAUGGAGUUCGAUUCAUUUAUGGAGAUCAGAGAUUGUAUGUGAAUUGUUUGGUGAGUUUUUUUCGGAAGUUUCAAAAGCUGAAAAUCAUGAAGAUCCUGAUUUUCAGCACAAGAUUCUAGCCAGAAACAUUUUUUUUCAAUUUUUUGCUAGAAAUUUUUUUUAAUUUCAAAAAUUUUUAUCCAAUUUUUUUUCUGAAUUUUUUUGAAAGAUUCAGAAAUUUUCUGAUUUUUCGAUUUAUUUUUGAUAAAAUUCGAAAAGAGAUACUGUAUUCAAAAAUACAGUACUCUUUGCAGUUUGAGAACCUUCUGGAGAUCUUUAAUUAUAAAGAACUGCAAGGUAUACUGUACCUCAAACUGCAAGGAUUACUGUAGCCAAAGACCAAGCAGCCAGGAUUAGUGCAAGGAUUACUGUAGCCUAGGUGUAUUGCGGACUGCAUGGAUUACUGUAGUAGAAUAACUCAGACGACUGCAAGGAUUACUGUAGGCAAAGAAUCUAAGCUGUCAGGAUUACUAAUGUGCAAGGAUUACUGUAGCUCAUACUUCAAACAUUACUGUAGCCUGGGGUUAUUGCAAUUUGCAAAGAUUGCUGUAACUCUCGGACUGCGAGGAUUACUGUAGGCAAGGAAUCUAAAUUUCCAGGAUCACAAAAGUGCAAGGAUUACUGUAGCUUCAAACUGUGAGGACUACUGUAGCCUAGGUUUGUUGCAGACUGAAAGGAUUACGGUAGCUUUUGGGUUACUGUACUUGAAAAAUGUUAUAGGAUAGGGCAUAGUUCAACCCGGACUGCAAAGACUACGGUAUCUUAGGUUUAUUGCGAACCGAAAGGAUUACUGUACCUCAAACUGCAAGAAUUACGGUAGCCUAGGGAUUUUCCAGAUUGCAAGGAUUACUGUAACUGGACAUCUCAAACUAUAAGAACUACUGUAGCCAAAGAUUCCAAACUGCAAGAAUUACUGUAACUGAAAAGCUCAAACUGCAAGGAUUACUGUAGUCUAGGAUUAUUCCGUGACUUCAAUGAUUACUGUAGCCGGUGGGUUACUGUACCCAAAGCAUAUUGUAGUCUGGGGCCAAUUUUAACCCGAACUGGAAGAAUUACUGUACCCCCAAACUGCAAAGAGUACGGUAUUUUGAAAUAUUUAAAUUUUUAUCAAAAAUAUACCAAAAAAUCAGAAAUUUUCUGAUUUUUUUCAAAAAUUUGAAAUUGCCCGAAAAAUUCCUCUAAAACCUACAUUUUUUUUGCAGACAAUGCUUCACAAACACGAAAAAAAGUUACAAAAUGUUUGAAUAUUUGCGGAGAUAUUUUAUAUAUUCCUGGCGAAUCACAUCAUUCAUCCUCAUUUUUCCAUUCGUUAUUCUCACCUGUAAAUGUCUAAUUAUCUAUGAUUCGUUCAUUUUCGUUUAUAGUUUGAUCGGAGUUCCGAUAAUUUAUGGAGCAAUUGCGAUUUGGUUGAAUUAUUUGGAGAAACGUGGAAAUUUUGGAUUGUUGACUAGUUUUCAUCGAUGGAAACCUGUGAAUUUGGUGAAUGAAAAUGAAGCGAGUGCUGCUGAAAGAAUGUUUGGAAUUAAUAUUUGA